GUGAAACAGAUAGCAAUAUUUUAGAAAAUACUAUUUCAAAUAAAUAUCUUAAAUCUAAAAAUCCUGCUAAAGAACAACUUGAAGCUAGAAUUUCUAAAUAUCUUCUAAAGCCCCCAACAGAUAAUUGGAUUAAAGAAUUUCAAGAAAAACUUCUUAAAGCAACUAUUUCUAAUAAAUGGGCAUUUUGGUGGAUAGAGAAUGAUAAAUCAUUAGAACUUCUUUAUUUUCUCAAUCUUGCACUACAACUUAAGAUCAAUUCAAUUCCAUCUAGUCGAAUAUUAAGAGGAAGACUUCUUAAUAAUGCUGCAAAUAAACUUCAAACUAAAACAUUAGAAAUUAUAAAAAAUGCCAAAGCUAUUACUCUUACUUUUGACGGAUAG
Dentiscutata erythropus is the source of this 380-nucleotide messenger RNA. The record is from the annotation of a GenBank genome assembly. NCBI's taxonomy places the organism in Eukaryota, Fungi, Glomeromycota, Glomeromycetes, Diversisporales, Gigasporaceae.